AGAACUGGAACUGUCAUUCUUCGUUCAGAAGAAGAGUGUGUUGCGUUUUUCGAAAUCGAUAACAACAAAAAAAAUAGUUUUUGUUGAUAGUUUGGAUGGGUGUUUAAUGAAUAUCAGCAGGUGGAGACGCAGCAUGGCUGAUUGGGCGAAUAUCCCUGUACCUCAAGCCAGGUAUUCACUUUUACUUGACCCUACUAAGACUAGCAGGAAGGGCUUCUUCGAGAGGAACAAGUGGAUCCUGUUCGCCCUCUCAUCAUGCCUGAUGCUCCUCACAACACUGUGGCUCAUGUUUGUGCAUGUCAACUCCGAGGGACUGCUCUAUCCCCACGACAGAUCACUCAAAAGAAUUCCGGAGCACUGGAUUCGGAGAGCCGUGAAGUACAGCAGCUUCAAUCAGACCACUUACAAUCGGACCAUAGACUUCAACUUGGACGUUCCGCAGAACGUCACACCUUCCGCCACCGAAUUUAAACUCGUCUGUUACUACGCUCUUCCCGCCGAAGCGGAAAUCUUCUUGAGAUUAUAUCCGGAAGGUCUGAACGCCUCGUUAUGUACGCACAUCAACAUCGCGUUCGCGACCAUUCGCAACAACAGCAUCUACUUGAACCCGAAACAAGCGAAGAAUUGUCGCGCCAUCGUCGAUCUCAAACUGGAGAAUCCAGAUCUUCAGGUGCUCAUUUCGGUGGGCGGAGCCGGAGACGUGAACGGAUUCAUCAAGAUGGUCCUGAAUCACGCCAAUCGCAAACAAUUCAUUAAGAGCGUUUUGGACUUGAUGAAGGAGUUCAAGUUCGAUGGCGUCGAUUUGGAUUGGGAAUUCCCUGGGAACAAUUCGACCGAGAGGAUGCAUUUCACGCAACUGCUUCAUGAGAUUCGCGAGGAAAUCGAUAGGCAGGAAAAGCAUAGGUUUCUAUUGACUGUCGCGGUUGGAGCUCCAAUUUUCAUAAUCGACACCUCGUACGAUGUUUCCUACAUAAAUCGCUACGUGGAUUUCGUAAAUCUGAUGUCGUACGACUACCAUUUCUACACUAAAGUAACGCCGUUCACCGGUAUGAACUCGCCGCUGUACGCAAGGGACGACGACUUCCUCUAUUUGGCCACCAUGAACAUCAACUAUUCGGCGCAUUACUGGUUGCAUAAGGGUUUGGAUAGAGAGAAGUUGGUCAUCGGACUUCCCACCUACGGACACAGCUUCAGAUUGAUCAACUCCGCGAAUAACGGCAUCAUGGCACCGUGUCACGGCUACGGUAAUUUGGGUCUGAACGGUUUUACAAGCUACAGCGAAGUCUGCAUGUUUUUAUCCAAGAACAAGAUCACUCCCAUCUUCGACAUGGACACCAGAAGUCCUUACGCCACUCGCAACCACGAAUGGGUCUCCUACGACGAUCUUCAAAGCAUCACCUACAAAACCGAAUACGUGAGAAACAACAACUUCGGCGGAGUGAUGCUGUUCGCGCUCAACACCGACGAUCAUAAAGGCGUUUGCGACGGAAAAACUAAGUUUCCGUUGACGUGGAAAGUCAAGGAGGUUUUGGAACGCAAAAACGAGAUGUCCAAGGUGCAGGAUAUCUCAGACAACUUCAAUCCCUGAAUCCCAAGUCUUUCCCAAAACAUGUAACGUAUACUUUUAUCAAUAAUUCCUCUCUUUCUCCUAUAUUCAAACCCCAAAAAAAAAACCCUCUUUAAAUCAACGAUAUUUUCGAUUUGCUCCGAAGAUUGAAACAAGUUUUAGCGAUCGGUAAGGUACGAUAUCAGGUCUAAACUAAUAGAGAUAUAUAUUAAAAAAAAAGAGAGUGCAACGGGCUGUGAGCAACUUAUGUGAUUAUCAUUUUAAAUGGACUUUUUUUUCUUAAAGUUUCGUCAACAUUCGUAGACUACAAAAGUCGCCGAUUUACAUGCCAAAAUGUAAUAAUUAUAGCGUUCUUCCACUUUAUAUAUUAUAGUAAUUUAGGUGCGCGGCCAAAGAUUUAUUAAAUUAAUUGAUCUACAAUCUUAAAUUAUGCACCGUAUUCAGAUUGAGACUAAACUUUUGCAAUUUCAUAUAUUUAUCAAUUGGACUACAAUACAUCUUACACUUAAUGCUAAAUCUUAUAUAUAUCUAGAUCUUUAUUAUUCGAUACGACUGUAAUAAUAAAUGUCGUUUAAAGUUUACCA
Nicrophorus vespilloides is the source of this 2151-nucleotide messenger RNA. Its product is annotated as chitinase-3-like protein 2. The record is from RefSeq and is a predicted model, not a curated record. Gene Ontology annotation, biological process: carbohydrate metabolic process; chitin catabolic process. Gene Ontology annotation, cellular component: extracellular region. Gene Ontology annotation, molecular function: chitin binding; chitinase activity. Bases 107 to 1588 code for a protein of 493 amino acids. Lineage: Eukaryota; Metazoa; Arthropoda; Insecta; Coleoptera; Silphidae. The transcript is spliced from 7 exons.